Messenger RNA from Belonocnema kinseyi, 2005 nucleotides. Its product is annotated as pescadillo homolog. Gene Ontology annotation, biological process: maturation of LSU-rRNA from tricistronic rRNA transcript (SSU-rRNA, 5.8S rRNA, LSU-rRNA); ribosome biogenesis. The coding region runs from base 129 to 1925 and encodes 598 amino acids. Gene Ontology annotation, molecular function: RNA binding. The record is from RefSeq and is a predicted model, not a curated record. NCBI's taxonomy places the organism in Eukaryota, Metazoa, Arthropoda, Insecta, Hymenoptera, Cynipidae. Gene Ontology annotation, cellular component: PeBoW complex; nucleolus. The transcript is spliced from 8 exons.
GUUCUGAUAUAUUGUCAAACACGUGCGUGAAUUCGUUCGCGUUUCGUGAAAAAAGUAAAAAAAUAUGAUAAAAUCAGACUUUUAAUAGUAACAUAUAUUCGUCAAAGUGAUUAUUAAGGACCAUCAAAAUGGUCGUAAUAGGAAAGAAAAAGUAUAAAUCCGGAGAGGGAGCUCAGUUUAUGACCAGAAAAUCUGCCCUCAAAAGAUUGCAACUUUCCCUCAACGAUUUUCGUAGAUUAUGCAUCAUCAAAGGAAUUUACCCCCGCGAGCCGCGAAAUCGAAAACGAGCUCAGAAGGGCCAACCAGGCAUCAAAACUUUAUACCACAAAAAAGAUAUUCAGUUUUUGAUGCACGAGCCAAUUAUUUGGAAAUUGCGCGACUACAAGAUAUUUAACAAAAAAGUCGGUCGAGCGCGCGCCUUGAAAGACUUUGGAGAAAUGAAGCGAUAUUUGAGCAAUCAUCCGACUUUGAAGAUAGAUCACAUCGUGAAGGAGCGCUAUCCAACCUUCAUUGACGCUCUCCGAGAUUUGGACGACUGUCUCACCCUCUGUUUUCUCUUCAGCACAUUUCCCUCGAUGCCGCACAUUCCCCGCGAUCAAAGCAUUCUCUGUCGAAGAUUGACUGUCGAAUUUAUGCACGCUGUAAUUGCCGCGAAAGCGCUCAGAAAAGUUUUUGUCUCGAUCAAGGGCUACUAUUAUCAGGCGGAAAUCAAGGGCCAGACAAUCACCUGGAUCGUGCCACACCACUUCUCUUUCGAGCCGCAAAAAAAGAAUGAGGUUGACUUCAAAGUCAUGUCGACCUUUGUCGAAUUCUACAUUGUGAUGCUGGGUUUUGUCAAUUUCCGGCUCUACCAUGCCCUCAACAUUUUUUAUCCGCCUAAGUUCAUUGCUGUCGAAAAAGCUGAUAGAAUUCUCGUAGAUGAGGAUGCGUUUGUAUCAGAAAGAAUUUCUGCCCUGAACGUUCCGCUGCUUCCUUUGACUGCCAAUGUGCAAACAGGUGAAGAAGAGGAAGUCGAAAUUGAUAACUUCUCGAAGGAUGUGGACCCUUCAGCUCAAGAGGAGGCCAGACAAGAAGCGGAAAAGAUAAAAAAAUUGAAGACUUUGUUUAAAGGUUUGAAAAUUUUUAUAAAUCGCGAAGUUCCAAGAGAACCACUGGUUUUUGUAAUUCGCGCACUUGGCGGCGAGGUUUCCUGGGAUAAAACGCUUUUCGUUGGAUCUUCAUUUCACGAGACUGACGAGACCAUCACUCACCAGAUUGUGGACAGGCCGAGUAUGGAGAAAGAAUAUUUGUCAAGAUAUUACGUGCAGCCGCAGUGGGUCUUUGAUUGUGUGAAUGCUCGUGAGGUGCUGCCAGUUGAAAAGUAUCUGAUGGGUGCUGUACUUCCACCUCAUCUCUCACCUUUCUCAGACAAUCGACGAGAUCAAACGUACAUUCCGCCCGAGGAGCGCGUCCUCAUGGAUCCUGAGUACCGACUCCACAAUCUCGAAGAGGAGGAGGACGAGGACGAGGAAGCUGAAGGAGAUGCGAGCAACGAGCAAGAGGAAACAGAAGCCAACGAAAGCACGAAUGAAACUGCCGGCAAGGAAGAGGAUGUGGAGAUGGACGUGGAGGAGGAGGAGAAAAAGGAAGAAGAUGAGCGAGAACGCGAAAGGAUACUCAAGAAAAAGAAGAUGAAGACAAAAGCGGGAGAGGUGAUAAAGGAAAUUCCUUGGGAGAAGGAUCGGCAGGAGAGGCAGGAAUAUAGACUUCGGGAGAAAAUGGUGAAAAAGAAGCAUCGUAAAUUGUACAAGAGUAUGAUGAAGGGAAGAGAAGACAGGGCGAAGGAAAUCUGGCUUUUGAGGAAGAAGAGGCGUCUGCACGAAAAUGCGGAGAAGGAGAAGCAGAAAGAAAUAAGAAAGGCCAAGAAAACGACCAAGGCUGAAUAAAUGAAUUUCUGCGAAUUUUCGUUGGAGAUUGUGAGUUGAAAAGUUUGAUUAAAGUAUGAUUUUAUUAUUAUUAAACGAGA